AUGAACCAGAUGGCAAUCCCUGGAGAAUUCGCAGUAGGUUUCCUUUGCUUUAUUACUCGAAAAUGGCGAGAGAGCCAUCAAAAGAAAUUAGAAGAGUAUUAUGAGAAAAAGAACAAUACGGAAUCGAAGAAGGUUUACGAACUGAGCAUAAACUCAAGUGUUACAAGAGGCUACGCGUGUUAUACUUUCUAG
This is a messenger RNA of Pichia membranifaciens NRRL Y-2026, 192 nucleotides long. RefSeq lists its product as hypothetical. Lineage: Eukaryota; Fungi; Ascomycota; Pichiomycetes; Pichiales; Pichiaceae. The record is from RefSeq and is a predicted model, not a curated record. The transcript has a single exon. The coding region runs from base 1 to 192 and encodes 63 amino acids.